AUGGGAACAAAGGAGGUCCUUUUGCAGGUCUGGGGCUGUGUCACACUGCCCUUCAAGCAAAAUGCUUGUGCAGAAAUUAUUGAUGCUGCUUCAGCUUGUCCUUACUUAGCCUUCUAUGUCCAGGGCUUCAAUUGGGAGUGCGCCCAAAGAGCUUCACCUGCCUGGUAUGCCGUGCUGGCUGGGCGUGCAGUGGAGAUGCGAGCAGCUGGCAUCACAGCCGUCUGGUUGCCCCCGCCCAGCGUUUCUGUCAGUGCAGAGGGGUACCUGCCGCGAGAGUACGAGUGCCUGGAUUCCAAAUAUGGGAGCGAGGCAGAAUUGCGCGCAUGCAUAAAGGCACUGCAUGCGCAUGGCGUGAAAGCGCUUGCCGACAUUGUGCUCAAUCACAGAUGCGCUGGGAAGCAGGAUGACAAGGGGAGGUGGAACCAGUUCACGGGGAAGUACCCUUGGGAUGAGUCCUGUGUCUGCAGUGAUCACGAAGCCUAUGGAGGCACGGGCAAAAAGAAGGAGGGUGCUCCCUUUGAAGCAGCACCCAACGUAGAUCACACCAAUGAGCGCGUCCGACAGGACAUCAAGGCCUGGCUGAGUUGGCUGAGGUCAGAUGUGGGCUUUGACGGCUGGCGCUUUGACUUUGUGAAAGGCUACGGGGGGCACCACGUGAGGGAAUACAUCGAAGCCACCGAUCCUGCUCUGGCGGUCGGAGAGUUCUGGGACGACUGCGCGUACACCGACAGCAAGAUCGACUUUGAUCAGGAUGCACACCGGCAGCGCAUAGUGGACUGGUGUGACGCGGCGGAUGGCCGCGCGGCGGCGUUCGACUUCACAACGAAGGGCGUGCUGCAGGAGGCGGUGGCAAAGGGCGAGUACUGGCGCCUGCGCGACGGCGCCGGCCGGCCACCCGGCAUGAUCGGCUGGUGGCCGUCGCGCGCGGUCACCUUUGUGGAAAACCACGACACCGGAUCCACGCAGGCCCACUGGCCCUUCCCCCAGCAAAGCCUCCACCAGGGGUACGCGUACAUCCUGACGCACCCGGGCACGCCGUGCAUCUUCUACGACCACCUCGCGCUGCGGCCGCUGCGCUCGGCCAUCCUGCAGCUGCUCGCGCUGCGCCGCCGCGCCGGGCUGCACUGCGAGUCCCAGGUGGACGUCUGUGAGGCGAACAACGAGGUGUACGCGGCGCUGAUAGACCGGAAGAUCACAGUGAAGAUCGGGUUGGGAAGCUGGGACCCAACGAAGGCCAGCGUGAGCGUGGGGCAGAAGGCCUGGCUGCUCGCGCUGGCGGGGCCUGGCUUUUCUGUUUGGGAGGCCCACUUCUGA
This is a messenger RNA of Coccomyxa subellipsoidea C-169, 1314 nucleotides long. Its product is annotated as alpha-amylase. Lineage: Eukaryota; Viridiplantae; Chlorophyta; Trebouxiophyceae; Coccomyxaceae. The coding region runs from base 1 to 1314 and encodes 437 amino acids. The record is from RefSeq and is a predicted model, not a curated record. Gene Ontology annotation, biological process: carbohydrate metabolic process. The transcript has 8 exons. Gene Ontology annotation, molecular function: alpha-amylase activity; calcium ion binding.